Olea europaea var. sylvestris is the source of this 1457-nucleotide messenger RNA. Its product is annotated as branched-chain amino acid aminotransferase 2, chloroplastic-like. Gene Ontology annotation, cellular component: chloroplast. The transcript is spliced from 10 exons. The record is from RefSeq and is a predicted model, not a curated record. Gene Ontology annotation, molecular function: branched-chain-amino-acid:2-oxoglutarate transaminase activity. Bases 177 to 1421 code for a protein of 414 amino acids. Lineage: Eukaryota; Viridiplantae; Streptophyta; Magnoliopsida; Lamiales; Oleaceae. Gene Ontology annotation, biological process: branched-chain amino acid metabolic process.
GUAAGAUCGAUUAGUAGAAGAUAAUCAAAGAAUAUAUAUUUUGUCGAUAAUCAAAUUAUUCAUUUAUAGGUUGACUGGUAAUUAUGGUAGAAAUAUUCACUAAUUAAUAUUCAGUUCAUAAUUUUGGAGAGACACUGGUCAAAAAUCGAGCCUAGCGAUUACCGAGAGAGGGAGUGAUGGAGAGCGGCGCCAUUUUUACAGGGCUACGCCCGAACAUAAUUCCUCACCACCACCACCAGCUCUGCCCUUCACGAAGCACUAUUAAGCUUCUUCCCCCGCUUUACAGUGGCAAAAGACACUUCUAUAAGCUCUCGAAACAAUUGCACUUUGCUUGUUUUAGUGACAAUAGCGGUAAAAAUGUUGAUACUCUUCAAGUGGCCUCUCCUUCUAGCAACGUGGUGCCAGAAUUAGCCGACAUUGAUUGGGACAACCUUGGAUUUGAGUUCAUGUCCACUGAUUAUAUGUAUAUGAUGAAAUGUUCCCAAGGUGAAAACUUUUCUAAGGGAGAAUUACAACGUUUUGGGAACAUUCAGUUGAGCCCAUCCGCUGGGAUUUUAAAUUAUGGACAGGGGUUGUUUGAAGGUUUAAAAGCUUAUCGAAAGUAUGAUGGUAAUAUUUUGCUCUUUCGGCCCGAGGAAAAUGCUCUCCGAUUAAGGAUGGGUGCUGAGCGUAUGUGCAUGCCUUCUCCUACCGUAGAACAGUUUGUUGAAGCUGUAAAGGAAACUGUUUUAGCAAAUGAAAGAUGGAUUCCCCCACUGGGUAAAGGUUCUUUAUAUAUAAGACCAUUGCUUAUGGGGAGUGGAGCUGUUCUAGGACUUGCACCAGCUCCUGAAUACACCUUUUUGAUUUAUGUAUCUCCAGUGGGAAACUAUUUCAAGGAAGGUUUGGCACCAAUACAUUUGAUUGUUGAAACUGAGAUGCAUCGAGCGACACCUGGUGGUACUGGGGGAGUUAAGACUAUAGGAAAUUAUGCUGGAGUUCUAAAGGCCCAGAGUGCGGCAAAAGCAAAAGGUUUUUCUGAUGUUUUAUAUCUGGAUAGCGUUCAUAAAAGAUAUCUAGAAGAGGUGUCAUCUUGCAACGUAUUUGUUGUGAAGGAUAAUGUGAUAGCUACUCCCUCGAUAAAAGGGACCAUCUUACCUGGCAUUACACGAAAGAGUAUAAUUGAUGUUGCUGUUAGUCAAGGAUAUCAGGUUGAGGAGCGGUUCGUAGCAGUUGAUGAGUUGCUAGAUGCUGAUGAAGUUUUCUGUACAGGAACAGCCGUGGUUAUAUCCCCCGUGGGCAGUAUAACUUAUCUUGGUAAAAGAGUGAGUUAUGGAAGAGAUGGAGUUGGCCUUGUGUCGCAACAAAUAUAUUCAGCACUUACUAGCCUACAAAUGGGACUUACAGAGGAUAACAUGGAUUGGAUUGUUGCGCUGAAGUAGCCCCUACUCUCCAAUUACCCCCCCCCCCCCCCCCCC